AUGAUGAGUUCGAUGAUAUUCUCCACAGUCCGUGGGAUAGGAUCAUUACUAAAAUCAGAAACUUGCAAUUCACCAAGUGAUGAAGCCAAUGGUGACAAAAAGGUAUUAUCAGUGGCUUGGAACCAGGAUUGGAGCGGUUUCAUGGUCGGAACAAACCAAGGGUUUAGCGUAUAUACCUGCAACCCAAUCAAUGAACGCAUCAGCCGCGAUACGCACAAAUCUGGCUUCAAGAUCGCCGAGAUGCUCUUCCUCUCUAACCUCUUCGCCAUUGUUGGCAACGGUUAUAACCAUUCCGAGUAUCCUCCUAAUAAAGUCUUCAUUUGGGACGAUCAUAGUAAGAGCUGCUUCUGCGAGCUCGCUUUCAAAUCAGAGGUUAUCUCCGUGAAACUCAGGAGAAAACACAUUGUGGUCGUCCUGAGAAAAACCGUCUAUGUCUACAGCUUCAGUGACCUAAAGGUUCACUGUCUGAUGGAAACCGCUGUGAACCCCAAAGGGCUCUGUUGCGUCUCUCAGGUAGAGGCGAAAGCAGUCUUGGCUUGCCCCGGGCGUCACCAGGGGCAAGUUCAGGUCCAUGACUUGAGACGGAAUACAGUCAAAUACAUCAAAGCACAUGAUUCUCACAUUGCUUGCAUGAGUCUGACACUCGAUGGAAGUUUGCUCGCUACUGCUAGCACCAAAGGAACUCUGAUCAGGAUCUUUAACGCCCUUGAUGGUACUCUCUUACAAGAGUUUCGGAGAGGAAUUGUGAGAGCGGAGAUAUAUAGCGUUGCAAUCUCUACGAAUCAUAAAUGGGUCGCUGUGUCAAGUGAAAAAGGGACUCUCCAUGUAUUUCGUUUGAGACCUGACAUUCUCAGUUCACCGAAAAACAUCAAUCAGGCCUCGUCAUUGUCAUUAUUAAGAGGGAUCUUGCCAAAGUAUUCGUACGAAAAUGAACGAUCGUUUGCUCAGUUCUCGUUGCCGGUUUCCACCAAGUUCACUGUAGGUUUUGGUCCGGAGAACACAGUUCUUCUCGUGGGCAUCGAUGGAAGUUACCGAAGAUGCAGGUUUGAUGGAGAAGGAGGGCAGAUGGUGGAGUUGGAACACAAACAAUUCUUCUCCUUACAACAAGCAGACAACGACACAAUGGUUGUGAACUUGUGA
Thlaspi arvense is the source of this 1140-nucleotide messenger RNA. The record is from the annotation of a GenBank genome assembly. NCBI's taxonomy places the organism in Eukaryota, Viridiplantae, Streptophyta, Magnoliopsida, Brassicales, Brassicaceae.